CGCUUUGCUUGUGCGUUCUCUACCGUUGUGCUUUUAUGGUUAAUUUCGAUUCCGAAUUUCUCACCUCAUUGGAAAAGGAGACCCGAGAGCCGGUUCAACCAUCAUCACUCCGUUUACUGGUGUCUUGUACAACAACGGACCAACAACCACCACCAACAAACUCCUUCGACUCUUUUGGACUUCCCACCACCUCUCGGCCCACGGUCGGCAUCUACCGAGAGGGGCGUUGUGUCGUUCGAUUCUCCCCCACGGCGCGUUUGCCUUGAAGCUUAUCCGGGUUAAGCUUGGUCCAGGAGCUCCUUGUGGCCAGCAUCCGUUUCCAGCAAGGGCAGCCAGUAGUCAAGGGAGGCAGGGCCUGGUCUUUCGUCUCCUUGUUCGCGUUGAAGAGCGUUGCGGGGGAAGGACUUUGGGGGAAAAGUAGGAACGUAAAGUGACGAAAGACUUCACUCACUCUUGUGUGUGUAUGUGUGUUGGCUAUUCCCAUCGUUCAUUUCUGGCACGUGGUCAUUUCCGAUCCUUGAAGAGAGAGACCUCGGUCCCCGGACGCGACCGUCUUAUACUCUCCCGAUUGCCCAACACCUCUCUCACGGACUCUUGCCGACGGAACAUUCGCGUACAUACAUACACAUACACACCACUCACCCUCCCUCCCUCCAAGACAAGCUACUCCCCCUCCUUUAAAAAGAAGAGAUGGCGCACUCACCGUCCCCGCCCCUGCCGAUCCUGUACGCCGAGGACACGCCCUUCUCCGAGUACUCCACCGCCGUCUGGGGCCGUGUCUUCAACGCGCGCCGCGACUUCUCGCGGCGGCCCGUCGCCGUCGUCCAGGCCACGCGCAAGGCCCACGUCGUCGGCGCCGUCCGCCUCGCCGCCUCGCGCGGCUGGCGCGUCAGCGUGCGCUCGGGCGGCCACUCAUGGGCUGCCUGGUCCGUCCGCGACGAGGCGCUGCUCCUCGACCUCGGCGGCCUCGGCAAGGGAAUCGGCGGCGGCGGCGGCGGCGGCGGCAGCGACGAGGGCAUGGUGUACGACCCGGCCACCGGCGUCGUCGCCGUCGCGCCCGCGCGGACGGGGAGGGAGCUCAACGAGUACCUCGCCGGCCAGAUCGGCGGGCCCGGCGACGACAGCGUCGAGGGCGUCGGGAGGUGGUUCCCCGGCGGGCACUGCCCGGACGUCGGGCUGGGCGGGUUCCUGUUGCAGGGCGGCAUGGGAUGGAAUUGCAAGAACUGGGGCUGGGCGUGCGAGAACGUCGUGGCCGUCGACGUCGUCACGGCCGACGCGCGGGAGCUCCGGUGUUCCGAGACGGAGAACGCCGACCUGUUUUGGGCCGCGCGCGGCGCCGGGCCGGGCUUCCCCGCCAUCGUCACCCGCUUCUACCUCCGCACCCGGCCCCUGACGGGCAUGUUCCAGUCGUUGUACUUUUACUCCCUCGACCGCUUCGACGAGAUCCUGAACUGGGUGAUCAAGGUCUCCCCCAAGGCCUCCCCCGACCUCGAGAUCGUCCUCCUCGCCCUCACGCCGCCGGGCCAGACGACGCCGCAGGUCAUGGCCAACUUCCUCGCCUUCUCGCCCGGCCCUGACGGCCUGAUCCCCGUGCACUCGUCGCACCCGCCGGGGGCCCUGUCGACCGUCUUCGCGGCGCCGACGACGCUGCCGCGGCAAUACAUCGACCAGGACGCGGCGAACCCGCCGGGCCACCGGUACAUUUCGGAGAACGCCUACGUCGCCGACGACGCCGACGUCGCCGCCGUGCUGCGGCGGGCCUUCACGGAGCUGCCGACGCCGCAGUCCUUUGCGCUGUACUUUUCCAUGAACCCGUGCUCGAGGCGGCAGCAGCAGCAGCAGCAGCAGCAGCAGCAGGCCGGGGCCGGUGCCGUGAAUGGGGCGGAGAAGAAGGAGGGGACGGCGACGGCCUGGGACAUGCCCGACAUGGCGCUGAGCAUGCAGUCGGACCACUACUUCGCGCUCUACACGUGCUACCCGGACGGCGAGGACGACGAGCGGUGCCAGGGGUGGGUGAGCGACAUCAUGGCGGGCGUCGAGAGGCACGCCGUCGGCAGCUACCUCGGCGACGCCGACUUUCGGUACCGCCGGACCCGGUUCUGGGGCGAGGAGCAGGGCCGGCGGCUGAUGGGGCUGCGACGGACGUGGGACCCCGAGGGCCGCGUCGCCGGGUUCCUGAACGCGGAGGACGGGAGCGGCGUCGAGGGGUUGAAGAACGAGUUCGAGUGGGAGUGA
Molecule: messenger RNA, 2235 nt
Organism: Colletotrichum destructivum
Lineage: Eukaryota; Fungi; Ascomycota; Sordariomycetes; Glomerellales; Glomerellaceae
Product: Putative FAD-binding domain, PCMH-type, FAD-binding, type PCMH, subdomain 1
Exons: 5
Coding region: 691-2235 (514 amino acids)
Molecular function (GO): FAD binding
Source: RefSeq, a predicted model, not a curated record